Messenger RNA from Cavenderia fasciculata, 1164 nucleotides. RefSeq lists its product as uncharacterized. NCBI's taxonomy places the organism in Eukaryota, Evosea, Eumycetozoa, Acytosteliales, Cavenderiaceae. The record is from RefSeq and is a predicted model, not a curated record. The transcript has 2 exons. Bases 1 to 1164 code for a protein of 387 amino acids.
AUGACACCAGAAAGUUUUACAGAUGAAGGUAGUUCCCUUGACGGACUAGUACUAUCAUACUUUAUAUUUAGAAUGAUUAUUACAUUUUUCAUGGUUGUCAUGACUAGUCGACAACUAUACAUAGAGAUUGAACAUACAAAGAGAGCGCUCACCAACCCAAAGUGGUGGGCUCUUGUAGGUGUUUUAAUAUUUUCAAUGGAUCGAUUCAUCUACUCGAUCGCAGUCAUCAUUGUAAAGGAUUACGAGUAUGGAUCAAUUCCGGUUCUAAUUGGAAUGUUUAGUACUUUUGGUGUAAUGUCAAGUUGGUGUUUUAUAGGUUGUUUUUGGUCACAACUAUUAUUUAUAUUAUUUUUAGGAUCAAAGAUUAACUUACAAUAUAGUAAUAAGAUUUGGUAUUUGACAUGGGCUGAAAUUGGGUUGGUGACAGUUUACACAGUCUCUUAUAUGAUUAUAUCAAUCUACUAUUUAAAGUUUGCAGCUACCUUUUAUAUGAUUGGAUUCUUGACCAUCAUUUGUGUAUUUGGAAGUAUCCUAUUUGCAUUUGGGGUGAUUCUAUGGCGACAAAUGAAAAUACACCAAAACGAUAUUAGGAGUGAUAGGAUUAAAAAGACGGUGGCCAAGAUUAAAUAUCUAUCCAUCUUUUUAAUGGUCAUUGUAGUCAGUGCUUUGAUAAGAGAUCUUAUUUGGAAGGUUGCUUUUCCAAAUAUGACUAUGAAUGAUAAUGCUCGUCAUCUAUCAAACUUUAUAACCUUUUUCUUGGAGACUCUUGGAGGUGUAGUGGUCAUGAUUGCAGUAGGUGAUGAACCAUUCAACUAUUUCUAUCUAAAGGAUGUCAUUCCAUUUCAACGUGCACAUAAUACUCUUCCUAAUCACCAUCACACGGUACCAAAUCAACCACCAAAGAGAUCAAUGCUUAAACCAACCAUUGCUACAUUCAAAGCUUUGAUUGGUCGACCCGUCAAACAACCAAAUGAAACUGAUCUAUCAUCCAUGUCAUUAUCAGAUACUUCAACAGUUGCAACUUCAUCAAUCAUCAGUAGUAGUUCUGCAAGCACUAAUAUCCACGUCGUCAACGAUUCAACAACAACAACCAUUUCAGAGGCAGAAAAAGAGGCAAUUGAAUUAGAGAAACAAUUUAAAGAUAUAACCAUCUCUAUUCAAUAA